Messenger RNA from Urocitellus parryii (Arctic ground squirrel), 954 nucleotides. RefSeq names its product olfactory receptor 8B3-like. Lineage: Eukaryota; Metazoa; Chordata; Mammalia; Rodentia; Sciuridae. Gene Ontology annotation, cellular component: membrane. The record is from RefSeq and is a predicted model, not a curated record. Gene Ontology annotation, biological process: G protein-coupled receptor signaling pathway. Gene Ontology annotation, molecular function: G protein-coupled receptor activity; olfactory receptor activity.
ACAAAGAGAAUGCUGACBGGAAAUGACUCCCUGGUGACUGAGUUUGUUCUGGCUGGAUUAACAGAUCUCCAGGAGCUUCAGCUUCCCCUCUUUCACCUGUUCCUAAUGAUCUACAUUGUCACCAUCGUGGGCAACUUUGGCUUGCUCACACUUAUUGGUCUCAAUUCUCACUUGCACACCCCUAUGUACUACUUCCUCUUCAACCUGUCCUUCAUUGAUCUCUGUUACUCUUCUGUUUUCAGCCCCAAAAUGUUGAUGAACUUUGUCUCCAAGAGGAAUGCCAUCUCCUAUGUGGGGUGCAUGACUCAGCUGUUCUUCUUUCUCUUUUUUGUCAUCUCCGAGUGCUACAUGUUGACCUCAAUGGCCUAUGAUCGUUAUGUGGCCAUCUGUAACCCAUUGCUGUAUAGGGUCACCAUGUCCCAGCAGGUCUGUUCUGCAUUGUCUCUUGGUGCCUAUGUGAUGGGAUUUGUUGGUGCCGCUGCCCACACAGGCUGCAUGCUUAGACUGACCUUCUGCAAUGCCAAUGUCAUCAACCAUUACUUGUGUGACAUACUCCCCCUCCUCCAACUUUCUUGCACCAGCACCUAUGUCAAUGAAGUAGUGGUUCUUGUUGUGGUGGGCAUUAAUAUCACAGUCCCCAGCUUUACCAUAUUGACUUCUUACAUCUUCAUUCUUACCAGCAUUCUUCACAUCAAAUCCACUCAUGGAAGAUCAAAAGCCUUCAGUACCUGCAGCUCUCACAUCAUUGCUAUUUCUCUCUUUUUUGGAUCAGGUGCAUUCAUGUAUCUUAAAUAUUCUUCUCCUGGAUCUAUGGAUCAGGGAAAAAUUUCUUCUGUUUUCUACACUAAUGUGGGUCCCAUGCUCAACCCUUUGAUCUACAGUUUGAGGAACAAGGAUGUCMAAGUUGCACUUAGGGAAGUCAUGACUAAAAUUAAAAAGAGAGACAAAUUGUAA